Messenger RNA from Vicia faba (fava bean), 675 nucleotides. The record is from the annotation of a GenBank genome assembly. Lineage: Eukaryota; Viridiplantae; Streptophyta; Magnoliopsida; Fabales; Fabaceae.
AUGGAAUUAAUGUCGAUAACACCACCGUGGCUUGAACGAUUAUUAUCAACCACAUUCUUCUCUUCCUGCAAAACUCACAUGAACGCGCCGAGAAACGAGUGUAACAUGUAUUGUCUGGAUUGUAUGGAAUCAUUCUGUUUCUAUUGCAAGCAAUCAUGGCACAACGAUCAUCGAGUAAUUCAAAUACGAAGAUCGUCUUAUCAUGAUGUUGUGAGGGUGGCUGAGAUUCACAAGGUAUUGGAUAUAAGUGGCGUUCAAACUUAUGUGAUUAACAGUGCUAGAGUGAUUUUUCUUAAUGAGAGGCCACAGAACCAGAUUAAGACUAGUAAUGCUGUUAUUAGUGCAACUAAAACUAAUUCACAUUUGUGUGAAAUUUGCACUAGAUAUCUAUUGGACCCUUUUCGUUUCUGUUCUUUGGGUUGCAAGCUUGUAGGAAUAAAGAAAAAUGGGAAUGCAAGCUUUAUCUUAAGCACAAAGAAAGAGGAGGAAAUAGGGAAAAUGCAGGAAAGAAGGUUAGUAUCAAAAGAAGAAGACGAAGAAAUAUUAAUAAUGCGUGAAGGAAUCCACAAACAACAAGUAUACAAAAGCACGUCUUCUCCUUAUUCAUCUCAACAAGCUUGUUCAAAUUCAAGGAGAAGAAAGGGAACACCUCAUAGAGCACCUUUAGGACCCUAA